Molecule: messenger RNA, 1301 nt
Organism: Ceraceosorus bombacis
Lineage: Eukaryota; Fungi; Basidiomycota; Exobasidiomycetes; Ceraceosorales; Ceraceosoraceae
Source: the annotation of a GenBank genome assembly
AUGACUCUCCCACAGCUACCCGCGACCAACCGUGCAGUGGUCACACAGGCAACAACGCCAGCGAGCGUGAAAGUGGUAGACUGGCCCUUGCGCCUCUCCGACACGGGUGCGAACCAAUUGCCGCCCCGCGAAGUGCUCAUCAAGGUCCAUGCAGCGGCCAUCAACCCUACGGAUUGGAAGCACGCUCUCGGUGGCUGGUCAGACCCUGGCCUGGUGGGAGGUUGCGAUGCGGCAGGUGAAGUCAUCGCCGUGGGUGAUGAGGUCUCUUCGCUGAAGGUAGGCGAUCGUAUUGCUGGGUUUCUGUACGGUGUGAGUGAAAUCUAUCAUUGUUUCUCGGAGCGCGACACUCCUGUGCAGCUUGUGCUGAAAUCUCUUCCACUUGCAAUGCCUUGCUCUUCCACUGGUAAUGCUUUGCGGAACAGACCAGCUCAGCAAACAAUGGCGCAUUUGCAGAGUACGCAAGAUACAAAGAGUGGGCUACGCUCAAGCUGCCCGAGGGUCAGAGCUACGCAGCAGGUGCAGCACUGGGCAUUCCCCUCCUGACUGCUGUUCAGGCGCUCUAUUUGCGUCAAGGUCUCACGGUGCCCAGUCAAGCCAAGCCUACAGGCAAGCACAUUCUCAUUUGGGGCGGAACGACAGCCGUAGGACACCAUGCUAUCCAGUUGUCCAAGUUAUCUGGUCUUUCUCCCAUCGUCACGGCAUCCAAGCAGCAUCACGAUGUGUUGCGUCAACUGGGAGCAGACGUGCUCGUCGACUACAAAGACGAGGACGUCAUUGAACAGAUUCAAAAAGCUUCGGGAGGUGCGAUUCCCUUUGCGCUCGACUGUGUUGCGGAGAAUGGCACGACGGGGCAAAUUCUGCAAGCGCUUGGAGAUGAGAACAAGGGUGCUCAUGUGGUCACCCUGUUGCCCAUCGGAGAAGAGGAUGCAAAGACGGCUGAAAAAGCAGGCAUCAAAGCCGAAUUCACGCUGCUCUACACCAUCCUCGGAGAAGCACUCAAAUUUGCGAAAGCCAUAGAGUGAGUGUAUCCAGCGCAGCGUCGUCGGGGGCUUGCAACGAGGCUUUUUGGCGCACUUGAAGCAGGUUGAUCUUUGGAGACUUUUCGCUGAUGACGAACACAUGCGAUGCCACUCUUGUCAUCUUGAAGCUUCCCAGCAAAGCCAGAGGACGUGGAGCGCAUUGACAAGUGGCGCACAAACGAAUGGCCACGCCUCGCCGCCGGUUGGAGCGACGCUUCCAACGGCUCCAAGCUGUACAAGGGCGCCAAGCUGACCGAACGAGGUCAUCUAGACGACAUGUGA